CGGCGGUCGGCUGAGGGAUUUGGGGGCGCCGCGUACUGUAGUCGGCUCCAGCCUCGGACGGUGGCAAGCGGUGGGGACCGUGGAGCACGUGCACCAGCGGGGGCUCGAGGCAGAGGCGGCUUGAGAUGCCAGAAGUGGGUGGAGAAUUGUAGAAGAGCAGACUUAGAAGAUAAAACACCUGAUCAACUAAAUAAACAUUAUCGGUUGUGUGCCAAACACUUCGAGACCUCUAUGAUCUGUAGAACUAGUCCUUAUAGGACCGUUCUUCGAGAUAAUGCAAUACCAACAAUAUUUGAUCUUACCAGUCAUUUGAACAAUCCACAUAGUAGACACAGAAAACGAAUAAAAGAAUUGAGUGAAGAUGAAAUCAGGACCCUGAAACAGAAAAAAAUUGAUGAAACUUCUGAACAGGAACAGAAACAUAAAGAAACAAACAAUAACAAUGCUCAGAAUCCCAGUGCUGAAGUGCAGGGGGAUGAGCAGGAUGAAGACAUUUUACCUUUAACCCUGGAAGAGAAGGAAAACAAAGAAUACUUAAAGUCUCUAUUUGAAAUUUUGAUUCUUAUGGGAAAACAAAACAUACCUCUAGAUGGGCAUGAGACUGACGAAAUCCCAGAAGGUCUCUUUACGCCUGAUAACUUUCAAGCUUUGUUGGAAUGCCGGAUAAAUUCUGGCGAAGAGGUUCUGAGAAAGCGCUUUGAGACCACAGCUGUUAACACCUUGUUCUGUUCAAAAACACAGCAGAAACAGAUGCUGGAGAUCUGUGAGAGCUGUAUUAGGGAAGAAACCCUCAGGGAAGUGAGAGACUCACACUUCUUUUCCAUCAUCACUGAUGAUGUGGUGGACAUAGCAGGAGAAGAGCACUUGCCUGUCUUGGUGAGGUUUGUUGAUGAAUCUCAUAACCUGAGAGAGGAAUUUGUGGGCUUUCUGCCUUAUGAAGCUGAUGCAGAAAUUUUGGCUGUGAAAUUUCACACUACAAUAACUGAGAAGUGGGGACUAAAUAUGGAGUAUUGUCGUGGCCAGGCUUAUAUUGUAUCCAGUGGAUUUUCUUCUAAAAUGAAAGUUGUUGCUUCUAGACUUCUAGAGAAGUAUCCUCAAGCUAUCUACACACUCUGCUCUUCCUGUGCCUUAAACAUGUGGUUGGCAAAAUCAGUGCCUGUGGUGGGGGUAUCAGUUGCGUUGGGAACAAUUGAGGAAGUUUGUUCUUUUUUCCAUCGAUCACCACAACUACUUUUAGAACUUGACAAUGUAAUUUCUGUUCUUUUCCAGAACAGUGAAGAAAGGGGUAAAGAAUUGAAGGAAAUAUGUCAUUCUCAGUGGACAGGCAGGCAUGAUGCUUUUGAGGUUUUAGUGGACCUGUUACAAGCACUUGUUUUAUGUUUAGAUGGUAUAAAUAGUGACACAAAUAUUAGGUGGAAUAACUGUAUAGCUGGCCGAGCAUUUGUACUCUGUAGUGCAGUAACAGAUUUUGAUUUUAUUGUUACCAUUGUUGUUCUUAAAAAUGUCUUAUCUUUUACAAGGGCCUUUGGGAAAAAUCUCCAGGGACAAACUUCUGAUGUCUUCUUUGCAGCCAGUAGCUUGACUGCUGUACUACACUCACUGAAUGAAGUGAUGGAAAAUAUUGAAGUUUAUCAUGAGUUUUGGUUUGAGGAAGCCACAAAUUUGGCAACCAAACUUGAUAUUCAAAUGAAACUCCCUGGAAAAUUUCGUAGGGCUUACAGAGCUGAACUUCAUUGUUGGAGAAUCAAAUGGAAACACAGAGGGAAAGACAUAGAGCUUCCAUCCACCAUUUAUGAAGCCCUCCAUCUGCCUGACAUCAAGUUUUUUCCUAAUGUGUAUGCCUUACUGAAAGUCCUGUGUAUUCUUCCUGUGAUGAAAGUUGAGAAUGAGCGCUAUGAAAGGACGACUGACACACUCUCAGCUGAACUUCAUUGUUGGAGAAUCAAAUGGAAACACAGAGGGAAAGACAUAGAGCUUCCAUCCACCAUUUAUGAAGCCCUCCAUCUGCCUGACAUCAAGUUUUUUCCUAAUGUGUAUGCCUUACUGAAAGUCCUGUGUAUUCUUCCUGUGAUGAAAGUUGAGAAUGAGCGCUAUGAAAAUGGACGAAAGCGUCUCAAAGCAUACUUGAGGAACACUUUGACAGACCAAAGGUCAAGUAACUUGGCUUUGCUUAACAUAAAUUUUGAUAUAAAACAUGAUCUGGACUUAAUGGUGGACACAUAUAUCAAACUAUAUACAACCAAAUCAGAGCUUCCUACAGAUAAUUCAGAAACUGUUGAAAAUACCUAAGAGACUUCUAAAGUGGGCUUUUUCUUAUAUUUGAUAUUUGAAAGAAAAGCUAUAAGGGGUGUAUUUAGGCCAUCUAAUCACUGAAUAUGCUAUCCUAUAGGCCUAUCAUUGAAUAUAUUAGCCAUUGAUAAUCUCCAUAUUUAAAUGGCCCCGCUGAACUCUCAUGCACUGAGACCUGUCCGUUCUUCCAGAAGAUAACAUUGUAAGUGCCACUCUUCACUUUGGUGUGACCUCUGCUGGUGGCACUAUGGAAUUAUUUUAAUUAAGUCAUUUUAGAUGACACACUGUCAUUGUCUAUCCGCUUUCAAGUAUUGAGUUGUCAGUUUUUGCAGAAAUGAAUUUUGAGGUAGUGUGGAAGAAAGGAAUGAGUCUUAUAAAAUGUUAUGGUGAAGGCCAUCAUUGUCCUGUGAUUAGUAGGAGUUUUAAGUGUGUUAUUAAAAGUCUGUUGGACAGUUAAGGGAAUUUCUAAAGAGAAGUUUAUCAGCUCACCAGAUUUCAAUGUAGAUUUUGUCUUUAUUAAAUGAACUUAAAGGAAGAGGCUACAGUUAAAGCUUGAAUGGAAAAGCUUACCAUUAUUCCACAUCUGAUUAUUGCUGUUUACAUUCCUUUGUGGAGCCUUCAUCUUCAUAAGAUUCUUAGCAGGUAAAUAUUGAACACUUCUGCUUCAUCAUCGAGGCAGAAUCAGAGGCCAUCCAUACAGGCAACUGACUUGUCUGUUUUCUUCUAUCUUUUUCCAUGACUUUUACCUACUGCCUCGUCUUGAUUUAUAAGCAAAACCCGAAAACCUACAAAAUGAAUGUUUUGUGGUUUAUCUAGAAAUAAUAUAGAAAAUAUUGCUGUUAUUUUUG
Molecule: messenger RNA, 3137 nt
Organism: Fukomys damarensis (Damara mole-rat)
Lineage: Eukaryota; Metazoa; Chordata; Mammalia; Rodentia; Bathyergidae
Gene: Thap12
Product: THAP domain containing 12
Molecular function (GO): protein dimerization activity
Source: RefSeq, a predicted model, not a curated record